Dictyostelium discoideum AX4 is the source of this 381-nucleotide messenger RNA. Its product is annotated as thioredoxin domain-containing protein. The transcript is spliced from 2 exons. NCBI's taxonomy places the organism in Eukaryota, Evosea, Eumycetozoa, Dictyosteliales, Dictyosteliaceae. Gene Ontology annotation, cellular component: mitochondrion. Bases 1 to 381 code for a protein of 126 amino acids. The record is from RefSeq and is a predicted model, not a curated record.
AUGAUUAGAAAUAUAAGUAAAAGUAUUGUAAAUUUAAAUUCUCAAAAAAUUGCAACAAAUACUUCAUUUAAAGAACUUGUACUUGAAUCAAAAAAGCCUGUUAUUGUAGAUAUUAGGCCAUGUUAUUAUACACCAACAAAGUUUUUAAAUAAAGAAUUAUUUGAAGCAAUUAAAGAAAAAAAUGAUACAUUUGAAUUAGUAACAAUUGAUUUCGAUGAAGAAUAUGAAUUGGCAAAGCUUUUAAAAAUUCAAAGUUUUCCAACUAUAAUUGGUUUUUCAAAUGGUAAUUUCUUAAAAAAACAUACUGGUCCAUUCCGUAGUAAAAGCCAUAUCCUUGAAUUUUUAAAUCACAUUGAAACUGAACAUAAAAAAAAAUAUUAA